AUGUCGAGCGCAAGAUCAAUCAUAAUAGUGGGAGUGGGACCUUUCAUCUCGACGUCGCUUGCUCGCAGACUUGUGGUCGAGGGAUGGAACAUUGCCUUGCUUUCUCGAUCGCAUGACAGCUUGCGUGCUCUGGCUGAAGAGUUGAACAAGCAGAAAGCUGAAAACGCCAAGAUCCUCGUCAAGGCUGUUGAUGCUGGAGAUGCAGGUGCUUUGUUGCAGGCAUUAGAGGCAUCCAAGAAGGAGCUUGGAUCAGUGGAUGUGGUGUGCUAUAAUGCCGCGAGAGUUGGUAUGGAUGAUCUGAUGACAGUGAAACAUGAGGUUCUCGAGGCCGAUUUCAAGGUGUCCGCUGUCGGAACUCUGAUGACGGGCCAAUGGUUCGCGGAAAAUGCCAAUACCUCGAAAGUGAGUGAUGGAGAAUAUCCCAUGUUGCUUGUGACAGGAGGACUGUUACAUCAGCACCCGUUGCCUUCCAUGUCUUCACUCUCCGCGGUAAAGUCUGCAUCACAAAAUAUUGCUACCAACUUCUCCCAGGUUCUCCCUGAGAAGUAUCAGGUGCAAGUGGGACAACCGUUGAUUGAGCAGGCAAUUAUUCCAGAUGGCAAAGGGGGUUAUCAAACAAAAUCAGACCCGGACGUUAUCGUUGACAAAAUAUUCAUGCCAUACUUCGAAGACAGAAUGAACGUGGGACAGCUGAAGGAAUGGAAGUUGGAAAGAGUAUACUGA
Messenger RNA from Endocarpon pusillum Z07020, 723 nucleotides. RefSeq lists its product as uncharacterized. The coding region runs from base 1 to 723 and encodes 240 amino acids. The record is from RefSeq and is a predicted model, not a curated record. Lineage: Eukaryota; Fungi; Ascomycota; Eurotiomycetes; Verrucariales; Verrucariaceae. The transcript is spliced from 3 exons.